Molecule: messenger RNA, 4624 nt
Organism: Mangifera indica (mango)
Lineage: Eukaryota; Viridiplantae; Streptophyta; Magnoliopsida; Sapindales; Anacardiaceae
Exons: 4
Coding region: 142-4320 (1392 amino acids)
Molecular function (GO): DNA binding
Source: RefSeq, a predicted model, not a curated record
AAAUGACACGUGCCAACAUCAUACCUGAAUCUCAUCCCAGGCUGCAGCACACCAACUCCUCAGCAAAAGCAGAUCCAUCGUCUCUUCUCUUGUCCCUGCCUCUCCUAAUCCGGAACAGUUUCACUCCAAUCUCUCUAUGCCAUGGCCACCACCACCGUGGAUCGCCACCACCUUCACCUCGACUCCGUCCCUCUAAUCGAUCUCAGCCUCCUCUCUCAAUCCGAACUCUUUUUUCUUUCUCACUGCUCUUCCCGCACCACAAGCGCUACCACCGCCGCUCAAAACGAUGAUGAAGACGAAGUUUCAAAUCCCAAAAUUGAUCGCUCCGUCUUUAACGAAUCUGCCGGCAGCCGCAAACAGACCUUCUCACGGUUCCGUCUGGUCCCUCGUAAUUCCUUCCAAAUUCUUGCACAAUUUCCUUCUGUAGAUCCGUCCGAAACCCUUGAUGAAGAUAACCCUGAAAUUAUUUCACUCCUGAAGUCUCUCUUCAAAAUUCAGUCUCUAUCCUCAUAUACGGUCGGUAACAACGGGCAGUUGAUUCCUGUGCAGGUUAACUAUAAAGACUACUUGAAUGCUACCCGGGAUUUGAAUGAAAACAAGGGUUUGCAUGAUGUCCCGGUAGAUGUGGUUAGUUUUAGUGUAAAGAAAAGGAAGAGAGGGCGGCCGAGGAAGGAUGAGAAUCGUGGUAGUGAUAGUUUUUGGCUGAUUGAGAGUGGAGUUAAGGUCAAUGAUAACAAGGUAAGCAUUCCUGUCAACUUUGAUUCUUGUGAGAGUAUAAAGAGAAGACCAGGGCGGCCAAGGAAGGAUGAGGAUAGGAAUAGACAUGAAUAUAGGGUUAUUGAGAGUGAGAGUAAAUUGAAUGAAAGCAAGGGUGAGAGUACUGAGGCUACGGUGACUGUCGCUAAUUUUGAGAGCUUACAAAAUAUCCCUGUUAAUGUUUUUGCCUGUGAGAGUGGAAAGAGGAGACCAGGGCGGCCUAAGAAGGAUGAGAAUAGGAAUAGACAUGAAUAUAGGGUUAUCGAGAGUGAGAGUCAGGUGAAUGAAAGCAAGGGUGAGAGUAGUGAGGCUAAGGGGACCUGUGCAGGUUUUGAGAGCUUACAAAAUAUCCCUGUUAAUGUUUUUGCCUGUGAGAGUGGAAAGAGGAGACCAGGGCGGCCUAAGAAGGAUGAGAAUAGGAAUAGACAUGAAUAUAGGGUUAUCGAGAGUGAGAGUCAGGUGAAUGAAAGCAAGGGUGAGAGUAAUGAGGCUAAGGGGACCUGUGCAGGUUUUGAGAGCUUACAAAACGUUCCUGUUAAUGUUUUUUCUUGUGGGAGUGGAAAGAGAAGACCUGGGCGACCAAAGAAGGAUGAAAAUAGGAUUAGAAAUGAAUAUAGAGUUAUUGAGACUGACAGUAUGGUGAAGGAGAACAAGGGUGAGAAUAAUGAGUUCAAGGUGACUUUGAGCAAUGUUGAGAGCUCAGGUAACAUUCCUAUAAAUGUAGCUUCAUCUGAGACUAUAAAGAAAAAACGAGGGCGGCCUAGGAAGGAUGAGUGUAGGAAUCAAAAUCAGUAUUGGGUAGUUGGAAGUGGGAAUAAGGUGGUUCAAAGUGUGCCUAAGAAUAAGGAGGAGAUCACUGUUAUUGAGAAUAAGGAGGACAAGAAGGAAACAAAAAUGGUAAUGGAGAAUAGGGAUGGUGUGGUUGUGGAUUUGUUUACCUUGGGGACUCUGAAGGAUCCAUUUGCAGAGGAGUUGAAGCGGAGGACGGCAGGGAUUGAGAAGCAGGGAGAUUUGUUAGGGUAUUUGAGUGGGUUAAAGGGAGAUUGGGUGAGUAGGAGGCAGAAGAGUAAGAUUGUUGAUGCAUGCGAGUAUGGGGAUGCAUUGCCAAGGGGGUGGAAACUUAUGCUUUGUAUCAAGAAGAAAGUGGGGCAUGAGUGGUUAGCUUGCCAACGAUAUAUAAGCCCGAAUGGUCAGCAGUUUGCAACUUGCAAGGAAGUUUCUUCAUAUUUGCUCUCCUUUUUCAGACUUAAAGCUGCAAGUCAGUCAAAUGCUGGUCAUACUGGCGAUGGUGUUCAGUUGGAUGACAAACUGACUUCUGGAAAUGCUACAGGUUGCAUGCACAAGGGUGACAAAAAUGGAGCUGACCUUGUGUUCUGUUUGCCGCAUCCGUGUACUUCUCAAUCUACUGAGCAUGAGAAGCAAGCCACCUUACUGGAGACAAAGAGUCCUGAGGAAGUCAGAAGACAGGAAACACUAAAUUGCCAUAAGUGCUCCAUGGUUUUUCGUGAGCAGGAUGAUUUAUUGCACCACCUGUUAACUUCUCACCAGACGACGACGAAGAGGUCUAGAUGUAGUACAUCAAUCAGUGAGGGGGUAAUCAUUAAAGAUGGAAAAUAUGAAUGCCAGUUAUGCCACAAACUAUUUGAAGAAAGACAUAGUUACAAUGGCCAUCUAGGGGGCCACAUGAAAAACUAUGUGAAGCGAUUUGGUGGAGUAUUAAUGACACAGAAAAAUAAUGAACCUGUAGCUGUUGGAAUUUCUUCUGAAUUCUUGGAGAGACAAAAAGCAGUUGGAAUUGACCGGGUUUCUUUUGCAGAAAAAUCUUCCAAUUGCGGAGGCAACAAUGAAACAAGUUCUGCUUUACCUCAUAGUAAACCAAAAGCUGAUGGUACCAUUAAACCUCAUUCUGACAAAUACGUUCAUGACGAUCUGGUCAUGAUGUCAAACAGAAACUUUCAAACUUUAGUUGAGAAAAAUUGCAGUAAACAGGAUACAGCUUUUGGCAUAACUAAUGAUGAAGCGGAUAAGCUGAAGGUAGCUACUGAUGUAAGUGCUGCUAAACCUGAUGUGUGUUUGGGUGUUGGUACGGUCUUGUCUACUGAUCAGAGAAAUAUAUCAUGUGUAUUUCCCAGUGAAAUGAAUGUUCCCAAGAGCAACAGUGGUGGUAUCAAUAGUUAUGGUUGGCAGGGUCGAAGUCCUCAGAAUUGGUCCCUUGCUCUUGCUGGAAGUAAUCAACCACAUUUUGUUGACUACAGGACGAAAGAUGUUCCCACCAGCUCAAUGGAGAAGCGGAGAAAAGAGGUAGGUUCUGAAAGUAGCUAUUUUUCUUCAAACAGCAAGGAUAAAUUAGUUAGUUGUGAAAAUCUUGAGGAAAGGCAUUUUACUAUCAUGGAAAGUGGGGAACUGUAUAGGAAUAAAUAUGCAAGAAAUGAGGCAAUAUCUAGAUCUGAUUAUCAGGGCAUUGGGUUGGAGAAUGCUGUGACUAAUAUCAAAGAGCAAGGAAGUUUUAAAGGUCGUUUGCCUAUUCCAUUGGAGCAAAGAUGUGGUUCUCAAAGUAAUAUGAAUGGGGUUUCUACUUCCAUGUUAACAGAGGCCUGGCAGGAAAGAGGUCCCGUGAGUGGUUUACCCAGUUCAUCUGGAAACAAGCCUACAUAUGUUGUCAACAAUUAUUUGAAUAGUGUUUCUACUACCAUGUUAAAUCAGCCCAAAUUUGAUGAUGUCAGCAGAUCUGAGGAUUAUGGACUAUCCUUUGGGUUUGGCAACAAACACACUAUAAGUAAACCCCGGCAGGAAGAGGAUUCUGAAGUUGGUUUGCUUAAUUUAUUUGGAAGUGGAAAAUUCUUUGGGUUUGAUAACAGUUUGACUAAGGAUACUGCUGGGACAACAGAUUUCCCCAAACUUGAUCAAGUCAGGAACACCAAUGAACGAGUACAUGGUGUUGAAAAUAAUUAUAGGGUUUACACAAACACUGUUCAGCGGGAAUCAAGGUUAGAGAAUUCAGAAAAUGCUAGAAACAAUGAAUUUGCGCCUGCUUUUAGUAAUCAUGCUCGAUCUGGUGUGGAUGCCGUGGCAGAGUUUUUGUGGAGAACUGAUGAAGAAAACAUCCUGCUCAGUGGGUUGGCUGAUACAUCAUCUCGACUGUUGCAAUCAUCAGGCUGUUUUCCUGCAUUUGGUACAAUGUCAGAUAAGGGUGGAAAUGAACUCUUUAGCGUUGGUGAGAAGUAUGACAGCAUAUCAGGAUUUGAAGGGCUGAGAUCAGGUAGUAUGGAACACAUGGAAUAUGAUUUUCUGACCACUCAAACAAGCUCUCAGUCGCAGGUCCCAAAGGCCUUUUCAUAUGAUGCGGAGAUUUCCCGGGGGUUUGAUUCACCAGUCUGGCUUGAGAAAGAAGCAUUGCCUUUGUUGCCAAAGAUAGGUAGCAGGUAUCAGGUUGCUACUGUUUGUGCAUGGUGCAGAAAUGAGUUUCAUCAUGAACCUGUUGAGAGAGCAGCAGAAACAGGAGCUGUGGGUUUUAUGUGUCCAACCUGCAAGGCCAAAUUCUCUGGGAACCACAAUUCAUUGUAGAAUGAACGGUUUACUUACAACAACUCAGGAUCUGGUGAUAGAUUGCUUCAUAUUUGCUGAGUUUCAUAUCCUGGAUAAUCUGUGAUGAGGUAGAUUUGCCCUCAUGAAGGAUGACCAUUUUUGGUCAGAAAUAUGUUUCGGAGGACAGCUGGGAUCCUAUGACAUUCCUUUUUUUUUUAAAGUGACAUUACUUAGAUUGCUCUCUCUCUCUUCUAAUUGUUUUAACAUACAAAGAUUAAUGGAGGUGGUUCCCAUCAUAGUAACCAAUGUUUAACUGUUAAUGGAGUUGUUUGGUCUUUUGAUU